AUGUCGUUUCAACUCAACUCAACUCCACGCGCCAGCGCGUCGCUCCCCUCUGACAAGCAGCAGAUCGUGCAGACCGCCGAGGCGCUCGUCGACGGCGUGGCUUCGUCCUGGAAAAAGGGCAAGUGCUACAAGCACAAGCUCACGCGCAACCCGACGCUGGACGGCGACGAGGUUGCUGUGCAGACCUACUACACAACCAUCGGGAGCGACUACUGGCUGAGUCGCGCAAGCUCCCACCACGUCACGCCCGCGGUGUACGAGGCAGUGGUGCGCGAGCUGAACGGGAGCACACGUGACCGCGCGCCUACCUCCGACGCUAUCCCCGGGCCCGCGGGGUCACGUGACCCCACCUCGUGGCAAAUGCCCGACCGCGCCGCCCGCUCCCGCCGCGAGCGCGACUACAUCGAGGUGCUGAGCAAGGUCGACGUCGUCGACACCACGGCCGCCGGCUGGGUGCUCGUCAACCUGGAGUACGAGCUGGGCCGGCCCAUGGCCACGCGCGAGUUCAACGAGUGGGUCUACCCGGUCGAGCCGUACACCGCGACCUCCGGCCGCGAGCGGUGUAUGGUCGUGUCGCUGGUAGCGGACGCCCCAUUGCGCGACCCCCACAAGCACACCCACGGCAUCUAUGCCAGCGUCGAGCUUCUCGAGUACGACUACGCCACCAGCACGUUGUAUUGGACCAUGUGUACCACCAGCGACGCGGGCGGCAACGUCCCCAAGUGGAUUCAAAACGCCACCAUAGCCAAAACCGUGUCGAAAGACGUAAGUUUCUUUCUAAGUUGGCUAGGGGAGCAACCGUCCCAAGACCCAGCCAAUUAA
Messenger RNA from Lachancea fermentati, 822 nucleotides. The record is from the annotation of a GenBank genome assembly. NCBI's taxonomy places the organism in Eukaryota, Fungi, Ascomycota, Saccharomycetes, Saccharomycetales, Saccharomycetaceae.